CAAGUGGGGAUUUACAGGGAGAACGCUGCACACAUUGGGCUGAGCGCGGUCAGGCGAGCAUCGUUCAUAUUGGGGACAGUCCCCAAAUCCUGACAACUCCACCUCCAGGGGAAUCUGCCGCUGGAAGUCACCGUCUUGGAUCCGGAAUACUGUGCUUGAGCAACAGUGAGGGGACCCCACAAGUUCCGGAGCCUCCGGCUGGGCACAGGGCUGGUCUGGUCCUGCACACCCCUACCGUAGAUCGGCAGAUUGACCUUUACUGAAGCAAUCGGAGACACUGGCUCGGGGAACCAGCCUUGGAGAAGGUCCCCGGCUGCAUUCUCGGGUGGACCCCGGACUGAAGGAAGCUGAAGCGGUCACUAUGCGGCACUGUGGAGGCUCGGUAGCUCGGAGCAGCAGUGGACAGGGACGGCUCACCCCUUGGUGCGGGACCCAGCAGCAACAGCAGCAGCAGCAGCUGGCACUGCACGGCCCACAACUGCUGGCCAGCCUGCAGCUACAGAAACUCACCAGCCAGUACGAGAGCCCAGCAGCAGCGGCGGCAGCUCCUGCUGCAGCCUCCGGGGACAGCCAGGCUCCAACGGCUGCUCCAAGCCCAGGGCAGGCGAGCCCCGCCACACCGGGCAUCAUUGACACGGACCUCAUCGAUGAGGACUCACUCAUGAGCCUGGUGCUGGAGCUGGGCUUGGACCGAGUGGACGAGCUGCCAGAACUCUGGCUGGGACACAACGAGUUUGACUUCAGCUCCGAGGUGACGCCGGUCAGUGGGAGCAGCUUGGUCAGAUGGACUAAUCUGAUACCCACCGAUUAAAACAGAUUGGAGCUGAGUGGGGCGUGAGAAUCCAGUGUUCAGUCACCUCCUGGAAUAAUAGUGUCUACUCAGAUAGUGGACUGGCUUUUUAUUUUGCAAAGUCUGAUGUCUCUAUCAUCAAGCUGGAGUCAAGGCUUCCACAUUGAACUGGACACACUGCAGCCUACAGGACACUACUGAGAUUCACUUCAUUGAAUUUUCUCAUCAACCUGUUCAGAGAUGUGAUUCCGGUCCAGAGGUAGGGACAGUACCACCGCACCACAGGACAGUCUCCAUGACGUUUAUAAUUACACACUUGGAACUUAAUUUGAAGCACAAACCUUGUUUGAUGUGCCUUAAAAAAGUUAACACUGUUGUUUUCAACUGAAAACAGUUCAUCUGGGUCAUAGACAUGCUGUUAACAUCACACCAGGAAUCUCCCACUUUUCCUGAUCUUGACAGCAAUUUGGGAUUCUAAACUCUCCAGUAGGACACUCUUGUGUGAAAACAAAAGGGAAAUGCCAGAUGACUCCUUCGACAAGUUGUAGGAGUGGAUAUAUUUCAUUUGCCAGCCUGGGAGACGCAAUGUAACCAGUCCCUGCUCCCUAAAAUCAAAUGGCACAUAUUUUUAUUUAACUUGAACUCCAAAUCAGACAUAAACUUGAUGUGGUUCCAUCAAGUUCAGGAAAGAAGGUUAGUAACACAGGGACAAAAAGACUGCUGCCUGUUUCAGGUUCCACUCAACCAGGUCCCUCACGUUGUCAAUGAGGCACCAACAGCCCAACUACAUGUCAGUUCUUGUGUUUCACUCAUUGAAGCUUGUUAUAGACCUACAGUGACACUGAGGAUUACAUUGCUUAUCAGUCAUAGAUACAGAGAGAUGUACAGCACUGAAACAUGGUCCAACUUGUCCAGAAAUCCUAACCUAAAGUAGUCCCAUUUACCAGCACUAGGCCCAUAUCCCUCUAAACUCGUCCUAUUCAUAUACCCAUCCAGGUGGCUUUUAAAUGCUGCAAUUGUACUAGCCUCCACCACUUCCUCUGGUAGUUCAUUCCAUAUACGCAUCAUCCUCUGUGUGAAAAGUUUGCCCUUUAGGUCCCUUUUAAAAUUUUCUCAUCUCGCUCUAAACCUAUGCCCUCUAGUUCUGGACACCCCCACCCCCGGGAAAAGACCAUAUCUAUUUAUUCUAUCUGAGCCCCUCAUGAUUUUAUAAACCUCUAUAAGGUCACGCCACGCCCUCUGAAGCUGCAGGGAAAACAGCCCUAGCCUGUUCAACCUCUCCCUAUAGUUCAAAUCCUCCAACCCUGGCAACAUCCUUGUAAAUCUUUUCUGAACCCUUUCAAGUUUCACAACAUCUUUCCAAAAGGAAGGAGACCAGAAUUGCACACCAUAUUCCAAAAGUGGCCCAGCCAAUAUCCUGUACAGCCACACUUGACCUCUCAGCUCCUAUACUCAAUGGUUUGACCAUUAAAGGAAACUAUACCAAAUGCCUUCUUCACUAUCCUUUCUACAUUCGACUCUACUUUCAAGGAACUAUGAACCUGCACUCCAAGGUGUCUUUGUUCAGCAACACUCCCACAACCUUGCCAUUAAGUGUAUAAGUCUUGCUCUGAUUUGAUUUUCCAAAAUGCAGCACCUCACAUAUAUCUAAAUUAAACUCAAU
Hemiscyllium ocellatum (epaulette shark) is the source of this 2453-nucleotide messenger RNA. RefSeq names its product Cbp/p300-interacting transactivator, with Glu/Asp-rich carboxy-terminal domain, 1 (gene cited1). The coding region runs from base 362 to 811 and encodes 149 amino acids. Gene Ontology annotation, biological process: regulation of DNA-templated transcription. Gene Ontology annotation, cellular component: nucleus. The record is from RefSeq and is a predicted model, not a curated record. Lineage: Eukaryota; Metazoa; Chordata; Chondrichthyes; Orectolobiformes; Hemiscylliidae. The transcript is spliced from 2 exons.